Molecule: messenger RNA, 771 nt
Organism: Hypanus sabinus (Atlantic stingray)
Lineage: Eukaryota; Metazoa; Chordata; Chondrichthyes; Myliobatiformes; Dasyatidae
Product: E3 ubiquitin-protein ligase RNF182-like
Exons: 1
Coding region: 247-771 (174 amino acids)
Biological process (GO): protein ubiquitination
Molecular function (GO): ubiquitin protein ligase activity
Source: RefSeq, a predicted model, not a curated record
CGUUGACUGCUCAUUCUCCUCCAUAGAUGCUGCCUGGCCCAUUAAGUUCCUCCAGAACUUUGUGUGUGUUUCUUAAGAUUUGCAGCAUCCGAAGAACCUCUUGUGUCUGGAGAGGUUUGGACUCAGAUCCUUCUGGAGGAGAGUGGAAGGUUGCCAACAGUGGGGAGAACGGGCUUUUGAGUUGACCCAACACUUUUGAACACCUCAAGCUUUCAAGUCAGCUGGGUCACUCAAGAUAAGCCCACCAUGGUGGUCGAAACGGAGGAAGUGGACAAGGUGGACCUGGAGUGCCACAUCUGUUGCCAUGAUUACAACUGGAGUGACAAGUGCCCCCGGGAGCUGGAGUGCCUCCACACCUUCUGCACCGAGUGCCUGGUCAGGUUAGAGGGUCACUGCCGGAUCUCCUGCCCACUCUGCAGGUACAGCACGGAGCUCGGGGCCCUCGGAGCCCUGGGCCUGCCCCGUCAGCAGCACGUCCUGUCCAAGAUGCCGGUGUCAGCAGAGCGUGGCGGGGGAGUGGCCUCGCUGAGCCAGCAGGUCAUCCUCACCCUGGACUCCGGCGAGACAGCUGUGGUGAGGCUGCCCACCAUCAGCCUGAGUGUGGAACAGGGGGAGGGCCAGAGGGCGGCGCCUCUCCAGGAGUCUGCCCUCUUCCGCCAGAGCCAGAAGCACCAGACCCUGGUGUGCCUGAAGAAGGCCUCUGCCCGCCUCAUUGCCCUCAUCGUCCUCGUCUGUGUGGCAGCCUUCAUAUUUGCCCCUCGGUUCUCCUAG